CAUUUUGGUCUUUUUGUUUAAAUGUUUAAGGUAAAUUGUGUCACAAGUUACUAAUUCAGAACCUGUCUUACUCUAUUAAUUAAUGUGCUUCUCAAAUUUUAAAGGCUUAUAAUUCUUUAAUUGGUGGUGACGAUUAACAAAUGGGUCGCAAUUCAGGCAGCUCGUCGAAAUCAAUUCCCACUCCGCCACCGCCACCGCCGCCACCGCCUCCGCUUCCUGGUUCUUUGGGUGGAAAUUCAUGGAAAACUGUUCAACCUUUAGCCUCAGGUAUUUCUGCGGUUUCCUUACGACCCAGUAAACCAACAAUUCAAGCUAAAAAUAGUGCUCCAACUAGUGGGCCUUUCAGAUUACCACCAGCAACUUCAACGGUAUCUAAAAAAAUUCGUCCACCUUUACCUCCAUCUUCAUCUCAAUCUUUUCUUCAUAAUCAACAACAACAACAACAACAACAACAACAUCCUCAUCAUCAUCACCAUUCUGCACCACCGCCGCCGCCUUCAAGUAAUUCAAUAAGAUCUGUCCCUCCACUUGUAACUGGACACUCAAAUGUUUCAACCAAACCAAGAUCAACUUCUCAGGGUAGAAACAGUGUCACCAAUAUUUCAUCCGCUCCUUUUAGGUUACCACCACCAGCUUCAACUUUACCUAGGAAAAUACGUCCACCUUUACCUCCACCACCACCACCACCAUCAGUACCACCAUCCGGAUUUUCCAACAACACUGGAAAAUUUAUUCCACCGCCACCACCAUCCUUAGCUCUUUCAAAUAGUUUUAAGAAACCUGCCAUUCCACCUAAGAAAAAUUAUCAAAACGAUUCAAAUAAUUCAUUUAAUCGUUCAUUUAAUUCAUUACCAACCAAUUUGGAAUCUCGUUUUAGACACAUUUUCAAAGAUCUUCACACUUUACCCGCUCCAGAGCCUUUUCUCAGUACUCGAAAACAUUAUCCAAGUGAAAGAAAACCUCGAGGUCCAGCUCCACCGAUACCGUCUCGAUCAACGUCAAUCACCAGUGUGAAUCAUAAUUAUUACAACGAUUCAACUCGAUACAAUUCAACACCAAUGAUCCACGUUCAGCUUGAACAUCAAGCCUUAGGUGUUAAUUAUCCAAGAUAUUGACCAGAAAUCUAAAUUUCUCUGAAAGUUAUUUAAUUUGGUGAUAAAUCUAACCCAAUUUACCACCAAAUUAUCAAUUUUUCUUCUCGUCCCUUUUUCAUAUUGGCAUUGACUAAUUAACAAACGAUAACUUGGACUACUUAGGAAUCCAUAAUUUAGCUACUAAUUGUUUUUUAACCGAAUGUUUUUUUCUCGUUUUCCAUAUCGGCGAGGGGGUAACAUUGGAAAAGAUUUCGAUAUAAAUAUAUUAUAUUGCAAUAAAUUGCUGUUAAUUAACAAAGUGAAUAACUGAUCUGUUAAACAGGUACCAAAGAGUAAUUUAACAAAUUGUAUUUAAAUCACUUUUCUAUUGGUAAUAUCUACACACAUUCACAACAUUUUAACAAUUAACAUGUGAAUGAACUAAUCAAAAAAAAAUGUUUCUCUUCCAAUGAAGAUUUUAAUAUUUAUGAAAAAGAACUUAAUUAAUGAGGUAAUUAAAUAUUGUCUUCUUUUUUUUUCUUUUUCUCCUAA
This is a messenger RNA of Panonychus citri (citrus red mite), 1625 nucleotides long. RefSeq lists its product as uncharacterized. Lineage: Eukaryota; Metazoa; Arthropoda; Arachnida; Trombidiformes; Tetranychidae. The record is from RefSeq and is a predicted model, not a curated record. Bases 141 to 1115 code for a protein of 324 amino acids. The transcript has 2 exons.